Scophthalmus maximus (turbot) is the source of this 4798-nucleotide messenger RNA. It is a transcript of the gene mpripb, whose product is annotated as myosin phosphatase Rho interacting protein. Lineage: Eukaryota; Metazoa; Chordata; Actinopteri; Pleuronectiformes; Scophthalmidae. Gene Ontology annotation, biological process: actin filament organization. The record is from RefSeq and is a predicted model, not a curated record. The transcript is spliced from 24 exons. Gene Ontology annotation, cellular component: actin cytoskeleton. Gene Ontology annotation, molecular function: actin filament binding. The coding region runs from base 461 to 3844 and encodes 1127 amino acids.
GGGGGACACGCCGCCGGGGCGAAGCUAACAGGAUAUUAGCCACCUCUCUCGCCGCUCCGGCUUUGUGGUCGCAGGCCACGGACUGAGGCGCAUUCAUCCCCGACCGGGCGAUGGGGAGGCUGUGGCUUGAUGGCAGCUAAUUAUUUAAUGGGAAGCAGCAAUUGGAUGCGGCCGAACGGACAAAGGAAGGGUUUGAUUCGAUCGUAAUCUGCGAACAGUUCGACUCCUGUUCGUUUUUUGUUUUUUUGUUUUUUUUUCAUUUUAAUUUUUUUCAUUUUUUUUUUUCAGUUUUUUUUUUUACUUGAAACUUGAAAAUGCAUCGGGGUGCCGGAGCCGUGUCGAAGUUGGGAUAGAAGAGACGCACGGGAACACAGCGGGGAUUGCAAGUGCCUGCGGAGGAAAGAACUGCCCUUCGGAGAGAGAGAGAGAGAGAGAGAGAGAGAGAGCGCUGACAUUAGAAAUGUCUACCGCGAAAGAAAACCCCUGUAGGAAAUUCCAGGCGAACUUCUUCAACAAAAGCAAGUGUCAGAACUGCUUCAAACCACGGGAGCUGCAUCUCUUGACGGACCAGGAUUUGACGCAGGCUAAACCCAUUUAUGGUGGAUGGCUGUGCUUGGCCCCCGAGGGAACUGACUUUGACAAUCCUAUGCAAAGAUCCCGGAAAUGGCAAAGGAGAUUCUUUGUGCUGUACGAACAUGGAUGUCUGCGCUUUGCCCUGGAUGAGUCGCCUAGCACGCUGCCUCAGGGCACGGUGAACAUGAACCUCUGCAAUGACGUCAUCGACGCCGAGCCCAAGACGGGCCAGAAGAACUCCCUGUGCAUCAUCACGCCAGAACAGGAGUACUUCAUCAGAGGAGAGAAUAGAGAGAUCAUCAAUGGGUGGAGCGAGCAGCUGGUGGUGUACCCCCGCACCAACAAACAGAACCAGAAGAAGAAACGCAAGGUGGAGCCCACGACCUCCCAGGAGCCAGGUCCGGCCAAGGUUGCAGUGACUGGCUCUGGUAUCCCUGAGGCCGAGAAGGUUCCAGACUCCAGCUCCAUAAUCUGGCAGGAGGAACUGAACCAGAGGGAGGCUGAGGGGGCUGCAGUCUGGGCCACAGCUGAUGUGCCCCCGGGCUCGCCACUGCCCUCCACAGGUGACUGUGCGUCUGUGGGCCAUGGCUCGGACGCAGGCUCGGUGAAUGGUGACGAGGUAGACCGGGCAAGCCUGCCGCUUCUCAGCUCUGCGCCGCAGCCCCCCAGCGACCUGCUCUCCCCCACAGGCUCCUGCUCCAGCCUGGGAGGCGUCCCGCGCUGCCUCUCCCCAGCCCCUAGCGACCCCUUUCCCUCUGGCAGCUCCCUGCUCUCCAACGGCUCGCACAUCAGCGGCUCGGUCAGCUCCCUGGACUCCGACGCCAGCGGCAGCACAGUGACCAGCAACGACAGUCACCCGACCUCACAGAGGGGCAGCCACUCUUACAGCCACCACGACACUCCGCGGUCCCGGCGGAUGGAGGCCGAGGCCAGAAAGGCCGAGAAGAGGAGUCGGUUUAGGAGCCCCGACAGGCAGGAGAGGGAGGCGCUCCUCAGCCCUGAGAGGAGUCGCUCUGGUGUUAUUGAAAAGUUGGAGGCCUUGGAGCUGGAGAAUCCAGAGAAAAUGGAGGUGGAGGAGUCGGGGAGGGGCGGAGCCAGACAGGGCCGAAGUGAGCACAGGCGCUUCCACAGAGAGGAGCAGAGGCGUGACGUUGGUCACGGUCUGGAUUUCCCCUCCACCCUGCCCCCUCUGAGGAGAGCCAAGUCCCUGGACCGAAGAACCACGGAGUCAGUCAUGACACCUGAUUUACUGAACUUCAAGAAAGGUUGGAUGGUGAAGCUGGAUGAGCAAGGCCAGUGGAAGAAAUACUGGUUUGUGCUGACGGAUCACAGCCUGCGAUACUAUAAGGACUCAAUUGCAGAGGAGGCCUCCGACCUGGACGGGGAGAUUGACCUGUCCACUUGCUACAAUGUAACCGAGUACCAGGCUCAGCGCAACUAUGGUUUCCAAAUACAUACUCAGGAGGGAGUGCACACACUGUCCGCCAUGACAGCGGGUAUACGCAGGAACUGGAUCCAGGCGGUCAUGAAGAACGUCAGACCCUCCACGGCCCCCGAUGUGGCGAGCUCAACUGAGGAUCACGGCUCGUUCUCCACUUUGGAAGGUCUGGUCAGGCCAGACGUCGCGCAGGACUCACCCUCCUCCGAGGCCUCCUCAGUAGAGAGGGAACCCACUGCGGGCGUCACAAAGAGCCGGGCGCGCGAGCGAAGACGAGAAGGCCGCUCUAAGACCUUCGACUGGGCGGAGUUCAGACCCAUCGCUCAGGCCCUGGCUCAGCAGCGGGCGCAAGAGGCCGAGAGCCUCCAGGCAGACUUGGGGGAGCUCGAGCGGAGCCGGAGAAGGGAGGAGAGGCGGAAGAGGUACGAAUCUGUGACCAGCACAUCGGCAGAACACGCCUCGGUUGAUGAAGCGGGGAGGACGGACUGUGAGAGUGGAGAGGGACACUUAGAUCCACCAGGUCCCACGUCUUUGGAGAGGCAGCAGAGGGUGGAGGAGGUGAUCGAACAACACUGGCGACAGGUGGAGAAGACGCCCUUGCGGGAGGAGAGACGGGUGCCCCUGCCCACCGCAGUGCAACCCACAGAGACCGCAGAGCUGGAGCAGCUGUUGGAGAAUUACAAGCAAGGGAUCGACGACCUGAAGGCCCAGUUGGAGAGCUGUCACCAGCAGCUCCUGGACUCCAACAAGCACAAGCAGGAUCUGGAGCUCCAGCUGAGAACCGCUGUGGAGAGAGAGCACGACGUCCGCACAGGUUACAUCUCUCCGCUGGAGGACCCUUUGGGUCUGGAGGCUGAUGUGACGCCCCAGACGAAGAGGCCUGAACUGGCCACCUGCGAGAGGGGUUUCGCUGCCAUGGAGGACUCCCAUCAGAGGGUCAUCGAUGAGCUGCAGAGGAAACACCAGAGAGAGCUGGAGAACCUGCAUGAGGAGAAGGAGAGGCUGCUGGCCGAGGAGACGGCAGCCACCAUCGCUGCAAUUGAGGCGAUGAAAAACGCCCACCGCACAGAGCUGGAGAAGGAACUGGACAGGGCUCGCAAGGCCAACAACAACGCAGAGAACGCUGACAUAGACGAGAUCCACCGACAGCACGAGGAGGAGCUGUGUUCAUUCCAGCGGGAGAUCGAGGUGUUGUCGGAGCAGUACUCCCAGAAGUGCCUGGAAAACGCCCACCUGGCCCAGGCGCUGGAGGCCGAGAGGCAGGCCCUCAGGCAGUGUCAGAGGGAGAACCAGGAGCUCAACGCACACAACCAGGAGCUGAACAACCGUCUGGCAGCAGAGAUCACGAAAAUGCGUUCCAUGACGUCUGAGGAUGGACUAGGAGACAUGACCACAAUACAGGGGAAAGAGCUCUACGAGUUUGAAGUGAUGUUGAGGGUGAAGGAGUCUGAGGUCCAGUACCUGAAGCAGGAAAUCAAUUCCCUGAAGGACGAACUCCAAUCUGCCCAAAGAGACAAGAAAUACUCAACAGAUAAGUACAAGGACAUCUACACAGAGCUGAGCAUUGUCAAGGCCAAAGCGGAGCGGGAUCUGGGCCGGCUCAGAGACCAGCUGCAGCUGGCACACGAGGCGCUCGGCGAGCAGUCGCUGGAGGACGUGGAGCGAGGGGGAUACGAUAUCAUGAAAUCCAAAAGCAACCCUGACAUCCUCAAGAUGGCGGCUGCCGCAGCCAAACGCUCGGAGCGCACCAUGAGAUCGAAGAGUCUGAAGGAAGGGCUGACCGCCGAGCAGAGACUUCACCUGUUUGAGAACAAAGACACCAAGGAGUUCUGACAGCGGCGCCUCGUGUCUCCCCACUGUGCUGCAUGUUUAGAAGCUCCACUAUAUUAUAGCUCUGUAAUGACUUAUUUAGUUAACACUACACACUGGUCACAAACACAGAUCUUAUAUUAUUAAUAAAAAACAUGGUAUGAAGUUUGAAUUCCAUGUCUAGAGUUUGCAUUCCAUGCACUUCAGUUAACUGUGACAUUUGUUUUUGUAUUGGGUUUUUUUUGCUGCCAUGUCUUACUGUAAAUACUGUUUUUAAUUGAGCAUCUGUCUUGCAUACACUAAAACUAUGACUGUGUAAGCUACUGUUUUUUAACUCCCUAGACUGUUGCUAGCCAAAGGCCUAACUGUGACGUGGAACGAGAAAAACACAACCGCACACCUGACGAGUGAGUAAUACUUGCGUAACGAAACAAAAAAAAGCAUAGGAAUGAGUCUUGGCGCUCGGGUCUGCACGUGAAUCGCUCUGUCACUCCGUUAACAUUCCAGCACAGACAUGGAAGUGUUGCUCAGCGAACCCAGCGGUAAGAGAACAGUCACCGACCACGUCCCUUCAACACCUCAACUUUAGAUUAACAUCAAAGAUGUCCUCCGUCAUCGCCGGGUCACUUUGAGAUGCCUGUUUGAACGGGACAGCUGAAUGCACAUGGACGGGAUUCACUGACUAUAAUUUAUAUAUAUAUAUACAUAUAUAUAUAUAUAUGUAUAUAUAUAUAUAUUAUGAAAAUUUAUAGGUAUUUUUUUUUUCUCACUGCAAUCAUUGGUCCAGCUGUAUAGGAGCUGUCGGAGUUGGUUUAUGUUUGUAGUCGUGUUCAGUGGCAGUCCCUUUUGUAUUUAUUUAAAUGGUUGGGAUUUUUUCUUUCACAUUCCCAUUCCUCUGUACUCUAUUAUUGUAAAUAUAAAAGCAAAUAUACACCAACUGACUACAGGUUUAUUAGCAAUAAAUAUUUUUGCACCCUU